Molecule: messenger RNA, 2465 nt
Organism: Heterotrigona itama
Lineage: Eukaryota; Metazoa; Arthropoda; Insecta; Hymenoptera; Apidae
Source: the annotation of a GenBank genome assembly
AUGGAGAACGUAGCAGGAAGUGAGGUUAGUUUUGUCCUCUUUUCAAGCGGAAUUGUAUUAUUUACAUAAUGUCUUGUAUACGAAUUGAAAUUUUUCAUAAAUUUUUAGUGUUCUAAAUUUGUUUUAAAUUGCGUGUAAAGUAUACUUAAAAAUUAUAAUUUCUGCACACUAUUCCUAAUAAUUUUUAUUUGUGCGCUAUUUGACAGACUCAACAAAUGGCACAUCAAAUGUCAUCCUUAAUGAAUAUGCCUCCGAAUAGUCAUGGUAUACCAGGGAUAGAUCCACCAAAAGCGUUACCAAGCUUAUUGAGCCUGAAGGUGAGUCCACCAAGUGAAUUACAAAAUCAGACUUUGUCGGAUGACAAUGGCCGGGACCCAGACAACGAUUCUAUGAAAUUGCCAGCAGCUUUAGAACAGGCAUUGGCUUUUAAAACCGAAAGAGCUAAAGAAGUAGGAGCAGAUCCAAAUGACAUUGUUUCGUUGGGAAAGUCGCCAAAUCAUGAGAACGUAGGAGAAGAUGUAUCUCAAUUAGACGAUGUUAUACUCGAACCUGAAACAACAACAGACAAAAUAGACACGAAGGCGAAUAAGACCAAGAAGAAGAAGAAGAAAAAGAGAAAGAAGCACAAUGCAGGGAAGGAUAUUGAGAAUAAAAAAGACAACGCGGAGAAUGCAAAACCGAAAGAAGAUCUGCCAGAGAUUGAAUAUAUUCAAGAGAUUCCAAGUGUCAAUGAUCUGGAGCCAAUGUAUCGUCAAUUUGCCAGAAUAUUCGAGGCGUUCAAACUGACCGAACCAGAGCCAAAGUCUGCAGAAGCAGAAAAGGGAGAGCCAAUAGGACAGUACCCGCCAGUGUCAGCAUUGCAAACAGCAGGAACUGUACCCAGUAAAGUGCCGCCAUUGGAUGAUUUCGAUGACGAUGCGAAUCAACAGCAACAGCAACAAGGAACUGGGGAGAAUGGUGCUCCGCGCCUCUCUAAGAGAAAGCUGAAGAGGCUAACGCGUUUGAGCGUCGCGGAAUUGAAACAACUCGUGGGACGACCGGACGUUGUAGAGAUGCAUGACGUUACUGCUAGAGAUCCGAAACUUCUCGUGCAGUUGAAGGCUCAUCGUAACACAGUGCCUGUACCGCGGCAUUGGUGUUUCAAGAGAAAGUAUUUACAAGGGAAACGAGGUAUAGAGAAGCCCCCGUUCGACUUGCCGGAUUUCAUAAAGCGCACGGGUAUAACAGAGAUGAGAGCGAGCCUCCAGGAACGCGAUGACACACGUACGUUGAAAGCCAAGAUGCGAGAAAGAGCGAGGCCCAAGCUUGGCAAAAUAGAUAUUGAUUAUCAGAAAUUGCACGACGCAUUCUUCAAAUGGCAAACCAAACCGCGGAUGACCAUCCACGGUGACUUGUACUACGAGGGUAAAGAAUUCGAAACUCGGUUGAAGGAAAAGAAACCUGGAGAGUUGUCCGAUGAGCUGCGUACUGCUCUUGGUAUGCCAGUAGGGCCUAAUUGUCACAAAGUACCACCUCCAUGGUUGAUCGCGAUGCAGCGAUAUGGACCACCACCAAGUUAUCCCAACUUAAAGAUACCUGGUUUAAAUGCACCGAUUCCAGAAGGCUGCGCGUUUGGUUAUCACGCUGGUGGUUGGGGAAAGCCUCCUGUAGAUGAAACAGGAAGACCUUUGUAUGGUGACGUAUUCGGUAUAUCUCGAACUCCAGGUGGUGAUAACAUGGAUGAAGAGAUUGACAGAGGCAUGUGGGGUGAACCUGAGUCAGAAUCCUCUGGAGACGAGGAUGAAGAUGAAGAUGCAGAGGAAGGUGGAGAAGGCGAAGGAGAAGGAAAAGACGGAGACGGAGACACGAGUGGUUUAGUUACACCUGGUGCAGAGGGAUUGAUAACACCUAGUGGAAUAACGUCGAUUCCAGCGGGAUUAGAAACCCCAGAAACAAUAGAAUUAAGGAAAAAGAAAAUUGAGAGUGAAAUGGAAGGAGGCGACACUCCUGCUUUAUACACGGUUUUGCAAGAAAGACGAACAGAGGGUCUUGGAGCAAGCAUGAUGGGUAGUACACACGUGUACGACAUGACUGGUGCAGCAGGAGGACAAGCACCACCAUCUGUAAUUGCCGCACGUCGUGGAGUGAGUGGCACAACAUCAGAUGGAAGAACAGAGAAAGAUGGAGCUGUUGAGUUGGCAUUAGAUCCGAGCGAAUUAGAUUUAGAUUCUGAAGCAAUGGCAUCGCGGUACGAAGAAACGAUGAGGUCGCGACAAGCUCAUUUGAGGAGGGAAGAUCUAUCGGAUAUGCUUCAAGAUCAUGUGCAACGGCAAAAGGUAAGUACAUACUGUUGAAUGUUCAUAAAUUAAUGAAUAAUUAAUUCGUCGAAUAAAUUUUGCUUAUUUCUUUCUUUACAGAGUAAACGUAAACGACAACAGAGUCAAGAUUCGAAAGCCUCUAAGAAAUACAAAGAAUUUAAGUUCUAA